AUGACUACAGCUACAAACGAUUGGAACAUUGACGACACAGCUCAUGACCUGCUCAAUGAAGCCAUUGCGAGCAAUUAUCGAUCACAGCGGCUCGACGAACCAUUGAGUCUCAGCAACGAAGAAUCGACUCCUAAGACAACGACGAAGCGCAAGUCUUCAAGAACGACCAAUGAAAGUUUAUCAUCAGCUUCGUCUGGAGAGAAAAGAGGGCUUGAUAAAACAGAUGAUGCUGAGAGCCGCAGCAAGUCAGCACCUAAACGAGCAGGACGUAAACCUUUGGAGAAGACACAACCAUCGGAUGCUCCACUUGAUCCCAAACAAAAACGCAAAGAGCAGAAUCGAGCAGCACAACGAGCCUUCCGAGAGCGUAAAGAGAGGCAUGUACAAGAGCUACAAGAUCGUAUUCGCGAGCUCGAAGAAGAGAAUGCAGCACAUGGCACCCUUGUUCAAGAGAAUGAGAAGCUCAAGGAGCAAAUCAAAAAGUUGAAAGAGGAGAACUACGCACUCAAAGGAACACCAUUCACAUUCGAAUAUCCGCCAAAGACAAUCUCACAUGAAGAAGAAUACCGCAGCAGUGGGAAUAGUAGCAGCAACAGCAGCUGUGGCAGCUUAAGUGUGGGAGGAGAGAAGAUGACCGGAAGCAGUAACAGCAGCAUCAACAGUGGGGAGUCACCUGCCCUUGCAUCUGAUACGAGCCCUGAAGUCGAAGAACAAACCCCACAAGAUUUGGGUGCCAGCGUCCAAUCUUUCAACAUUGAAGACAUCUUUUUCCCUUCCAGUAACCAUGACAUGAACUUUUUCAACCCUACGUCUUCAGCUGACAUGACAACCAAUGCAUCAAUCAAUGUACUUGAUAACAGCAAUCUCACCGAUCAUGCCGCCGCCGCUACUGUUACUCCCGCCACAACAACCACCACCACCGCCACAGCAACAGCAACAACAACAACCAACCUUCCUGAUACAACCAAAAAUGAUCUCGUAUUCACCGAUUAUCGUAUACCGCCAUCUUCAGACAACUUUCUUUUCCAAAACGAUUUACCGCCUUUAUUCGGUGAAGAAUUUGAUCUCUUUGGUCUCACAGCUCCUGCACCUUACACCAAUAAUGAGAUGGAUCCAAGCUUAUUCGCUAACCAGCAAUCCAUAUUACAACAAACUUCCAUUCUUCAACAACAGCAGCAGCAACAAUCACAGCAACCACAACACCACCAGCAGCAGGCAACAACACACCAACCAUGCGAUCUGGGACCGCUUGUGCAAACUUUACAACAAGACAAAUAUGGACAACCCAAGGCCACUGAGAUUGAUCAACGGCUUAAGGAUUAUUGCCCUGAUUUCGAUUUGGAGAACUUGUGUGUUCAGCUCAAAGAAAAGGCAAAGUGUACAGAGACGGUGCUCACGCCCAAAGAAAUGAGCAACAUCAUCACCUAUGUGGAACACAAGCAUCACGAGAAGCAAUCCCUAUAG
This is a messenger RNA of Lichtheimia ornata, 1464 nucleotides long. RefSeq lists its product as uncharacterized. The record is from RefSeq and is a predicted model, not a curated record. The coding region runs from base 1 to 1464 and encodes 487 amino acids. Gene Ontology annotation, molecular function: transcription cis-regulatory region binding; DNA-binding transcription activator activity, RNA polymerase II-specific. The transcript has 4 exons. Lineage: Eukaryota; Fungi; Mucoromycota; Mucoromycetes; Mucorales; Lichtheimiaceae. Gene Ontology annotation, cellular component: RNA polymerase II transcription regulator complex.